AGUCUACUUUGCUUGCUAUAAACAAAUCACAAAUGGAACCCAUCACGAAGCACUCUCUCUCUCUCAUCUUUCCUCUCUCUUUCUCUAUUCUCUCUCUCCUCUUUCCUCUCUCUUUCUCUCUCUACUCACAGUCAAACGCCUGCCAACAACUUCUAAUUGCUCUUUUAAAAACCACACCAUCGUCUCUCUCUCUCUAAAAGCUCACCUCCCAUCACCAUCUUUCCCAUUUCCCCACCCCUCUCUCUCCUCCCUCUCUCAAACCCAACUUUCCCAUUUCUCCACCCCUUUCUCUCUCUGACCUAUCUUUCCCAUUUUUCGCUUGGGCAGGUGGGGUGUCAUUUCAUUCAUGGCUCCUUCUCCCCAUCGACUGCAACUCCCUUUGUCUCCUUACCUCGUUGUCUCCCUCCUCUUCUAUCUCUACUUCUCAGUACUACUGCACACUGCAAACUCUCAAAACUCCGAUGUCAUUCUCCUUUUACAGAGCAUCAAGCCAGCUCUCCAAGGUCAAAACCAGCACCCCCUUCUCUCCACAUGGAACCUCUCCACCCCCCUGUGUCAAUGGCGUGGCCUCAAAUGGGGCUUCCAAGAUGGUUCUUCUCUCUCAUGUGAGAACCCAUCUUCCAAAACGAAUCUCUCUCUAGCCCGUGACCCCAACCUCCAACUUCUCUCUCUAGAGCUUCCUGCUUCUGGUCUUGUGGGCCAAAUUUCUCCAGAAAUGGUGAAGCUUUCCUCUCUGCAAUCUCUUUUUCUUGGUGUCAAUUCUCUCUCUGGUCCCAUCCCUCUGGAGCUCGGCAGCUUACCUUCUCUCUCUGAAAUCUCUCUCAAUGGAAACAACCUCAGCGGUAAUCUCCCUCCUUCUAUUUGGAACCUUUGUGACAAGCUUCUCUCUCUACAAAUCAAUGGCAACCAGCUUUCUGGUUCAGUUCCUGAACCUGCUCUACCCAAUGUGACAUGCCCAAAUCUUAGAGCUCUGGACAUGGGUAACAACCAUUUUGAAGGGGUUUUUCCUGAGUUCUUACUUGAUUUCCAUGGAUUGCAAGAGCUUAACCUCGCGAACAAUCUCUUCUCGGGUCCAAUACCUGAAGGCUUAAGUGGUUUAGAUUUGCAAAAGCUCAAUCUUUCCCAUAACAAUUUCACAGGAAAUUUACCAUCUUUUCGAACUGGGUUUGGAUCCGAGGCCUUUGAGGGAAACAACCCGAGCUUAUGCGGGUCUCCACUGAAAAGUUGCAGAAGUGGUUCUAAGCUUAGUUCAGGUGCCAUAGCUGGAAUAGUGAUUGGUUUAAUGGCUGGAAUGGUGGUUUUGGCUUCUGUUUUGAUCGGUUUGGUUCAGGGCCGUAAGAGAAAGAGCAGAGAUGAAGAAACAGAGGAGAUUGGAGAAGAUGAACAGAGUGGCGAGGGGAGAUUGAUUGUGUUUCAAGGAGGAGAGCACCUCACCCUUGAUGAGGUCUUGAAUGCAACAGGUCAAGUGAUGGAGAAGAGUAGUUAUGGGACUGUGUAUAAGGCUAAGUUAGCAGAGGGGGCAACCAUAGCUUUGAGGCUCUUGAGAGAGGGGACAUGCAGAGAGGGGGAUGAGUGUUUGUCUGUGAUAAGGGAGCUCGGCCGAAGUCGCCAUGAAAACUUGGUUCCUCUUAGAGCAUUCUAUCAAGGAGAGAGAGGGGAGAAGCUCCUCAUCUAUGACUAUCUCCCUCAUAGAACCCUAUCUGAGCUCCUUCAUGAGAACAGAGCAGGAAGGCCGCAGAUGAGCUGGGCCAGACGACAUAAGAUAGCCCUAGGAAUAGCAAGGGGCCUUGCCCAUCUCCACUCAGGUGGCGAAUCCCCCAUAAUUCAUGGCAACCUCAAAUCCAAAAACACAUUGGUCGACGAAUCAUUCGUUGCUCAUCUCACUGAUUUUGGCAUCGUAAAAGCCAUGGUGCCACAAGUCGCUGAUGAAAUGUUAGCUGCAACCAAAUUACAGGGAUACAAAGCUCCAGAGCUCCAAAAGAUGAAGAAAUGCAGUGUCAUGACUGAUGUAUAUAGCUUUGGGAUAAUAUUAUUGGAGAUUUUGUUGGGCAAGAAGCCUGGUAAGGACGCUAGAACAGGGGAGCAAGUGGAUUUGCCGUCUAUUGUUAAGGUUGCUGUUUUGGAAGAGAGCACAAUGGAGGUUUUUGAUGCUGAGGUUUUGAGGGGAGUAAGGAGUGCUAUGGAAGAGGGGUUAGUGCAGGCGCUGAAGUUGGCAAUGGGGUGCUGCGCCCCUGCACCGUCCGUGAGGCCCGACAUGGCUCAGGUUGUGCGACAGCUCGAGGAGAACCGCCCGAGGAAUAGAUCAGCGCUGUAUAGCCCAGCUGAGACGAGAAGCGGAACCGGCACUCACACACCAUUCUGAUAGAGAUCAUCUCUACCCUCGUCCCUCUCUCUGUCUCAAUUGUGUUGAUGGCAUCUCUAUUCUUUACAGCCUGGAAAAUAGCAGGCUCAUGGUGGGAGCUGGAGGGUAACUCCCUUCUGAUAGACCCUCCCCCCUCUCUUCCUCCAUUUUCGCUCUCUCUUCUUCUCUCUAUAUCAUAACCUUUUCUUCUUCUUCUCUUUGUCUCUCUGCAAACCUUUUUUCUUCUAAAGUUACUGUUAUUCCUUUUCCCCUCCAGGAGCAGAGGGGGCAUCAAUUGCUCUCUCUCUCUCUCUCUCUCUCUCUC
Messenger RNA from Amborella trichopoda, 2666 nucleotides. RefSeq names its product transmembrane kinase-like 1 (gene TMKL1). Lineage: Eukaryota; Viridiplantae; Streptophyta; Magnoliopsida; Amborellales; Amborellaceae. Gene Ontology annotation, molecular function: ATP binding; protein kinase activity; protein binding. The record is from RefSeq and is a predicted model, not a curated record. Gene Ontology annotation, biological process: protein phosphorylation.